CUCCCUCCAGCCCAAAGGCUUUCGCGGUUGCUUUGCAGGCUACCAAAAAUAAGAGAGAGAGAGAGCGCGCUUAGCAGCAGCGCGCCAGCCCGCAGCUUGUUUCUCUUGUUGCGCGCAGCCCGAUUCGAAUUCGCCUGUGCCUGCGCCAUCAUCGGGUGGGUGUGGCGCAGCGUGGCGCGUAAACUCCCGAGCGCAGCGGAGGCUGGAGAGGAGCGAACAGUCUGGGAUUCAGGGAGUCAGGUGGAGGAGAAGGAGGAGGAGGUCGCUGUUCUUGGUACCGCUGCCGCCGCCGGCUGGGACCAGAGAGCAGCCGCAGCCGCAGCUUGCGGGGUUGAGUGAGCGAGUGCGUUUUUGCGCCCCUCUCCGACCUGCAAGCAUGGCUUCGUCGCAAGGCAAGCUGGAGCUGAAAUUCGCGGACUGGAUGGCAAGUUUGCCCGAGAGCAUCCACAGCGUGCCCCUGACGAAUCUGGCGAUCCCAGGCUCUCAUGACUCAUUUAGCUUCUACAUUGAUGAAGCCUCACCCGUUGGACCUGAACAACCUGACACCGUCCAGAAUUUUGUCUCUGUGUUUGGAACUGUGGCUAAAAAGCUGAUGAGGAAAUGGUUGGCGACGCAGACGAUGAACUUCACAAGCCAGCUUGGAGCAGGCAUACGGUAUUUUGAUCUUAGAAUCUCCACCAAGCCCAGAGACCCCGACAAUGAACUCUACUUUGCUCAUGGUUUGUUCAGUGCCAAAGUCAAUGAGGGCCUCGAGGAGAUCAGUGCCUUUCUUGCUGACCACCACAAGGAAGUGGUCUUUUUGGACUUCAACCACUUCUACGGGAUGCAAAUGUGCCACCAUGAAAAACUGGUCCAAAUGCUCAAAGACACUUUUGGGAAUAAAAUGUGCCCGGCUAUAUUUGCUCACGAAGUCUCUCUCCAGUAUCUGUGGGAGAAGGAUUAUCAAGUGCUGGUGUUUUAUCACAGUCCAGUGGCUUUGGAGGUUUCCUUCUUGUGGCCAGGGCAGAUGAUGCCAGCUCCGUGGGCCAACACAACAGAUCCUGAAAAACUGAUCCAGUUUCUCCAGGCAUCCAUCAUUGAAAAGAGGAAGAAGGGCUCCUUUUUUAUAUCUCAGGUGGUGCUGACCCCAAAGGCUAGCACUGUGGUCAAAGGCGUCACUAGUGGUCUCAGAGAAACCAUCACAGAAAGAGCUCUCCCCGCCAUGAUGCAGUGGGUCCAGACUCAGACACCGGGCGAAAGUGGUGUCAACAUUGUCACUGCGGACUUUGUAGAACUUGGCGAUUUUAUCAGCACGAUCAUAAAACUGAACUACAUCUUGGCUGAAGGCGAAGCUGAUACGACUUGAUAGUACCGUAAUGUGUCCGACAUGCUCUAAAGUGGAACUUAUCUCCCUUAGUUGUGUUAGGUUGUAAUCUUGUGGCACAGAUUUUGCAAGCACAUGCUGAAUAUUAUUCUUUUCUUUUGGACAUGCUGAGGACUUAGAAAGGAUGAGGGGGGGAGAGAAAGAAAAUGGGUUGUUGUUUUUCUACUUGGUCUGAUCAUUUCUUGACAUUGAUUAGCUUGUGUCUCAUGAAACCCAACCAGGUUUCAUUUACACAGUUAUCUUAUUCAAGAAAGCCAUUCAUAAAUAUUUCUCCAACAACCACAUGUGGUUUUGGCCAUAUUGAGGAUCAUUCGCUAUGCUUAACUUGUAACUGGCAUUCAUGAAUUGCCCUUCGUCUGUGCAGUAGAUUCUCAUUGUCUUUAGUAAUUCUGCUGCUGAACAAGAACAUUGUAUAGUCUUAUCCAGGUGCUGUUGGAACUCAGGUGGGAGGGAAGGAUGUGGCAUCAUAAAGAAAAGACCAGUCAAAAGUUAACAGUUGCAGUUACAAUGCCUAAUAAUGAGCAGAUUUCCUGAAAUUUUUAAACAUUUCAAAUAUGUUGUUGCUAUUGCUUUUAAAAGAAGUUCCCCAUUGUGAGUCUAAUUCUGUCUUCUCCUGUGCGGGGCAGAAGGCCUGUCAUAGACUUAUGCACAGAGUUUCAUUAUGCAGUUUUAGAGGUUGACUCUACAUUACCAUUUGGAACCAUGGCUUCCUGAGAAGUCAAUUAAAAAAAAUCAUUAUAUUGAUUUGUCACUUUAGUUAGUUAGUUAUAAAAUGUAUUAACUGCCUUUGGGGAAUAGGAAUGCAAUGGAGUAUCCAGGGAAAUGGCAUGACUGGAAUCUUGAAUGGAAGCACUCCAUGCUGCAGCGUUCUGUUGCAAGUCCCACUUAUUAAGCUAAAAUAAGCUUUUCUUGUCUGAAUGAAUGAUGAAAAGCUAUUCUUUCUAGAGCAGGAGUUUCCAAAAUGUGGUCCAUGAGCUUCAUUCAGGUAGUCUGCAGCAUGUCUGUGGAUUUGUGGUUUAAGAUGGGAGAAGGCACACCUAUCCCAUUAAAUACUGGUACUGAAUUUUAAUUGUGUUUUUGUUUCUUCUUUUAUUCCUUAUAUUGGAUUUUAUUGUUUGCAUUCUAUGGAAUUCAAAUUAUAGUACUGUAAGCUGCAAUAUAGAAGAAACAAAAGAAGUAAUAAAAAAUACAAUUAAAAGCUACAACAAGUAGCACCACACAUUGCAGUUGCUACAACAGGCAGAAAAAACAAUAAGUGGUCCGCGAGGAGGGAGAGAACCACUGUUCUAGAGAAAGUUACAAAGGAAGACUGCCCCAUGUUGUUCUUAAAGGAAUAUCCAAAAUGUUUAUAUACUUGACCAUGUGAGGAAGUACCUCACACAUAAACAUAUCCUAGAAUUCAGAGAUACAGUUGGAAGAUAUGUAAUCUCCCCCCCCUCGGGCAUUUUCCCUCAUAGUACUCACUGGUAUGAAGUACCAGUACUUCUUUUGUGGCCCAUGGCAGCCAAUUUGGGCUGGCACCCAUGGUACUUUUAUCAAUAUAUACCAGCACCUCUUUUUUUAACCCCCCAAAAGAGAGAGCACAUGAUAAGUACCUGAAAUCAUCACAAGACCUCAUAACAGAACAUGAAGAAGAGGUCUGAUAAUUUAUUUGAAUUUUCAGAGAAACCUGAGAAACAGCCUAGCUUAGUUGAUCUACCAGCUGUUGCCCUGUCACGGGUCUUCUCAGACUGUGGACACCAUACAUAAAAUCAGAUCUUUCACAAUCAUAGCCCCACUUCAACUAUCUCUACUUCUUCACCUCUGGAUCCCACAUUACUCUAUAAUCUCAUCCCUUUUCCUCUUUUAACUCUCGCCUCCCUUGCUUCACUAUGACUGGAAAACCUCCAAGUCACUUGGAUUGUCCCCACUCAGUGGUGAAAUGUUAGCUGUAAUUCUAGACUCUCAGCUUAGUGGUCUUACAGGGAUGUUGUUUAGUGGGGUAAGACAUAUUAUUCCACUUAUUUCAAAAUGUCAGCUGAGGGCCCUACUUCUCAUUCUGCUGAAGGGGACCCUAGAUUUCUGCUCCAAAGUCCAGCCUUAACUGCACCUCCAUUUCUGCUAGGACAACAGUAAUGGGUGUGCAAUAUUCCCAUAUUCAGCAAAUUGUGCUCUAGGGUAGCAAGAUUCCAAGUUUCUUCUCUCCCUGAGGAUCCUUCUUGGAGUAAUAUCCCCAGAUCUUGCUUCUAUUCCCACCUGUCUAAGCUCAUUUGUGUGAUGGAGUAUUGGGUGGUACCAUUGGUCAGUGGCAAAGCACAGGAUUUGCAUGCACAAUGUUCCAAUUUUGGUCUCUGGCAUCUCUGGCAAAAGCAGGUGUGACCACAGACUAUGCUUCUUGGCACUGACGGGAGUCAGAGUUCAACAACAGCUGCAGGGUCACAGGUUCCCCCAGUCCCAAGUUACGGAGAUCAGAAGGGUUGGUAGAAAUCUUUGCCUCAAACACUGCAGAGCCUCUGUCAGUCCCAUUACUGGGAAAGACAGACCAAUGGUGUGACAGUAGAGAGUAUCCUAGUCCAUAUAUGAAUGGAUAGUGCCCAGGAUUCCCCUGGGCUCAUGCACUGCAAGCAAAUAUCAGUUAUGGAGCUGGUGGGAAAGCUGCCAAGGGGGAGUUUCCCCAAGUCCACCAUGACUAGUCUUUUGAUGAGCCCCUGAUAAACUUCCAAGGAAUCCCAUGGCUCCCCAAACCAUAGUCUGAGAAAACCUUGGCCUUAGGUUAAUGAUGACAAGAGAGACUAGACGCUGAACAUCUAUGGGCUAAUACUGUCAAAUGUUCAAAGAUGGCUAAUCAUCCAACAUUGUCUGCUGAAUGGAGUGUAUGAAACAUCUCACCGACAUCUGACACCAAUUUUUCAUGGGAAGAAGUGAUUGGGGGGGGGAAUCAGUUGUUGUUGUUGUUGUUUUUAAAAAAAAUCUAUUGGGAACAAACUUUCCAGAAGCAAGAAUUAUUCUGAUCCAACACAGGAGCAUAAGCAGCCUUCCAUAACAGUUGCUGACGCAGAUAUGCUACCAAACGUACAACUGGAUGGAUUUCUCCAUCCACAUUGUCAUGCAUAUCCAACACCUACGUUGAGACAUCACCGGAUGCAAAUUAGGAAUCUGCACCCAGAAUUAUCAGGUGUUGAGCAUAGCUAAAGCCAGGGCUGUUUUUCAGCUGGAACUUGUCGGAAUUCAGUUCCGGCACCUCUCAGGCUGGCGCCAUUGCCAUUGUAAGAGAACAAGGGAGGUGUUCAUGGUGAGUUCCAGCACCUCUUUUUCUAGAAAAGAAGCACUGGCUAAAGCCAGUAUGUUUAGGGAUGGGUAUCUCUCUGUGUGGUUGUGUUUGUUUGGCCGAAUCCUGUAUUUCCAUUUUAACACCCAUUCAAAUCCAGUGUGUUGGUUUUUUUUACUGGUUCAGUGGAAUGUUCAUAAAUAUUCCCUUCUGGUGUUGUAGGACAACAAAACACAGCUGUCUAUUGUGCCCCUUAGAGGAGAGCUUGGGGAACCUUUGGCCCUCCAGAUGUUGCCAGACUCUGCCUCCCAUCAGCCCCAGACAUCCCAUCAACCCAACGUCAGGGCUGACUGACUCCUGACAACAUCAAGAGGACCACAGGUUCUCCAUUUCUGCCUUAGGCUGUGCACACAUUACCAGCUUAGAACUCUGCCAGUCAUUCUUUUUCUCAAUGUAGAUUGAAGCUGGUUUGGGGGAGAGUGCCUCAAAACAUAGUAUGUUGUUAGAAAUGGCAAGGUAGAUAAGGAUCAUGUGUACACUGCUCCCCCAACCAGCAGUGGGAGCAGACUGAGUGCAGAGUAAAAGCAGGAGUGUGUACACAGCCUUAGAGCAAGCAAUUCUGAGGAUGGAUUGUCAGUCUGCUUUACAGAACAGCUUCAGUGUACUUUAUUUCAAAUAGGACACCUGGAGGGACAAGCCCAGCUGCCUGAACGCUGUCCUUUGUGUGGACCGUAAGAGCUCAGCCAAUAACUAGUCUAGCUUCUUUUACAGUGAAGCAAAAGCUAAUUGUGUAUUAUACAGUAUGUGUGGCAUAACUCUGCAGUAGCUUCUGUGUUUACAUUGUUCUGAACUGUUCCCGUUUACCUGCCGACAAAAAAAGAAAGAUCAAAUGCGCUGUAUACUCUGUAAAAUGUAUUGAUUACCAAUUUGUUAAGAGUUCAGUGAUUCCUUCUUCCCCCAGCUCAUAAUUUUGAAAUUGUGCCAGUGUUCCUGUAAGUUUUCACGUUUGUGUUUGUGUGUAUGUAUGUGUUCAGGGGUGUGGGGUGUGUACUACGUUGUACAAUAUAUGAGAAUUAGCAACUUCAGCCUCAAUGGAAAGGGUAGUUGUGUUAUCUUCCUUAAUGCUACAAAUGUUCCAGCUUGUGAAAUCUUGAAGUUUCAUGUGUGCUUGAGGAUUAAUGUAUUUGGGCUGAGAUCCAGAGAGCUCUUUAAUAGAAAGACUUCUUUAAAAACCAACGAGUGCAUGGAGCUCUUGAAGCUCGCUAGAUCUCACUCCUAGGGUUCGGUUGCUUUCCUUCUUAGUAUGCAAGUUUUAAUUGUAAAGAUUUAAGAAAAAUGAAUGUUUGCUUUUUUAAAAAACAAAACAAUGUCAAAUAUACAACCACAAAUCUUACAAUGGAAUGAAUUUGCAAGGAUUGAUUUGCAGGUUUCAUGAUAAUUAAAUCUGAAAUUCAACAUAAUCUGUGUUUCACUGCCAGGUUUCAAACCUAGGAAGGAGAGAGAGGGAGGACAGGUGUUGUGACACAGAAACCAAAGUCAGAGACCAAAAAUUCUAGUUUUAUUCCUGAAACUUGGGAUAUAAUAUUUUAAAACAAACAUAAAUACAUGCCUACACUAUGCUAGGUUUGUUCUUCAAUGUUCUGAAUAUUAUAGCUAUUAUAGAUAGGGGGGAUUUGUCAAAUUUCAAAUUGAAUGGAAAAAAAUUACUUCCACUCUGAUUUAUACGGCCAGUUCACACAAGCUCUUUAAAUAAUUCAGAUGGUGCAUUUGUCACAAACAAUGAAGGGAAUCACCAAACAAAAAAGGAUGCAGUUUUCAUUCUGACACAUAUCAAGCACUGGUGUUCUGUCCUCACCAUUGAACCCAUGUCUCUCCUUCAGUGGGUGAUAACCAACCAAGUCAUAUACUGUACAAAGUAGACCCAUUUAAAAUCAAUAGACAACUUCGUUGUUUUCAGUGGGUUUACUCUAAGUACCACUAACUACCCCACAGUAUGCACUAACUUCUCUUUACCUAAUUCAAGUACUCUAGCAACAUUUUAGUGCCAACUGCCCCCCACCCAACGUUAUCAAGUCUGGAAUGGGUGGGAGUGGAAGACAGUUGGCCAGCCAUGUCACUGAAGUUCUGAGCAGAAGUGAAAACUGAGUUUGGUGUUUCUUUCACAGGGAGAAAAAUUGAUUCAGGCUAUAAUCCUAAAUUCACUUACUCAACAUGGUGUGACUUGCUUCUCUAUAAACAUCCACUUCUAAGUAGACAUGACUAAGGAUAAGAUUACAAUCCUGCGCAUAUUCACAUGGGAGAAGACUCUGAGAUUUACUUCUGAGUGUAGGCUUGUGGUACACCUUCUAUUUUCUGAACAACCCACUUCUUGAGUUAGGGGUAAAUAUAGUCCUGCUACCAAAAUUCAACUGAAGAUAAUGCCAUUCUUAUUUGCAAAUCACCAUCAUCAUCUUUAUUUAUUGCCCACACUUCACCCUAAGGUCCCAGAGUGGGUUACAACAAUUAGAAUACAACAUUAAAAACAAUUUAAAAACACCUCACAAUCACAGAAACAAGAUGAGUCCUAUUGUGAAAGCGUUCAUUGAGGCCAAUUCAAAUUUCGGUAGGUGGUGGCAGUUGUCACAAGGUAAGUACUUUGUGUGGGGCUGCGCACGAGUGCCAGGCAAUCUUCUCCCCAGCUAUUAGAAACAUAUGAAAAUAAAGGGAUGCGCUAGGAUGGAAUUAACCACCACCACAAUGGCUGACCACAACUGUAAGCUGCAGAUUGAAGCCCCAUUCCCGCACCUAGUCAGGUACCCUUGCUUUCAGUGACCUUAAGGAAGUCUUAGUUCAUGGAGGGUGGUGGCCUGGUUCUUAAAUGGGUCUGCUUCAUAAGCAGGAAAUAAUGUGGUGCUGCCACGCUUUUGAUGAUAGAAUCAUAGAAUUGUAGAGUUGGAAGGGACCACAAGGGUCAUCUAGUGCAACCCUCUGCCCAACGUGGGGCUUGUACCCACAAACUUGAGAUUAAGAGUCUCAUGCCCUACCGAAUGAGCUGCCAUUUCCAAAGCAGGACUUUUCCAUGGCUGGAUUCCAACUCUCACCAGUCUCAGCCAGCAUAGCCGAUGCUUGAAAACGAUGGGACUAUUACAGGCAGAAAUACCUUCUAAACCACCAUUCAUUGCCAUUAAGAACAAUGGUCCUGGCCAAGUUAAAGACAUGUAUGUACAAGAACUUUGGGAGUAAGUCCUAUUGAGAUUUGCUUCCAACUAAAUGUAUCAGGCCAAGUGCUGCAUUGAAAGUGGUGAGACAUGUCAGUUGCACAUCUUGUGACUGGUUUAUUGCAUUCAAUGGGACGCAGCUGCAAUGAACUGUAGCUGGGUUGAGGUUAUAAUGAUUGACACCAUCAUCAGUUUAUUGCAGUCAACAGACCAGAAAUAAACUAUACAUUGCACCACGCAGUACUAAUUAUUGUCAACAAGAAAAUCCAAAUGGAGUUUUUUCCCCUGACAGGACAGCAUUAAUCCCUAAACCCCUUACUUUCCUUCUUUCUCCAAGAAAACACAUACUCAAAGCAUCAGAGUGACUGGAUUUUAUUUGGAUGAGAAUUCUGGAUGUGUUAAGUUGGCUCAAAUUGCAAAUGUGUACCAAAGGUUCACGCGGCUGCACCUGAUUUUCUCAUUCUUUCAGAAUCUGGGUGCUUUAGUAAAUGUUGCAUUUCUUAAAAACAAAAACAAAAAAAGCGCCUACAGUUCUGUAUAGCAAAUGUGGAUUUUUAUUAAAAGAAUGUGUAUUUAAUGUAGAGACAACGGCGACAACCGAAUUUAUUUGUAUUCAGUGAAAUGUUAAUAAAGCCCUGGUACCCAUCA
Messenger RNA from Podarcis muralis (Common wall lizard), 8455 nucleotides. RefSeq names its product phosphatidylinositol specific phospholipase C X domain containing 3 (gene PLCXD3). NCBI's taxonomy places the organism in Eukaryota, Metazoa, Chordata, Lepidosauria, Squamata, Lacertidae. Gene Ontology annotation, biological process: lipid metabolic process. Gene Ontology annotation, cellular component: synapse. Gene Ontology annotation, molecular function: phosphoric diester hydrolase activity. The record is from RefSeq and is a predicted model, not a curated record.